GAUCAAGUUAGUUACACUUCCGAAAAGAAGGAGUCCAAGCGGCAAAGUAGGAGCAGCAGAGGCUUGCUCAAAGAUGACAGCCGUUGCUAUCUCUCCUGCUUCUCAUGGAAUUAUUCAAGUAGUUAACGAAAGUAACUUACUUAAAAUAGAAAGUUUUCUCAAUGACACAGCGUAUAGGGAAGCCAUUGAAAAUUCGUCGAAUUAUAACAGUCGAUUAUGCAGAGAAAGGAGGUUACGUAUGCCUUUCCUGGACUCACAGACAGGAGUAGCGCAGAAUCAUUCUACGCUUUUCAUGUCCUCGAGAGAAAGGUUACCGGGAUUAUUACACGGACAAAUUUAUACGUAUCCAAGCAAACGAUGGAGGAAAAAGCGGCGUCAGUAUUUAAUGCACUAUUUACAUCCAAAACGUGGACCAAGAGGUGACACAGAAGAUGGAUCUGAAGGUGUAGAAACUAUAACACAUGUCAAUGAUGAUAGUAAAGAAUCAGUCGGACUUAAAGAUGAACAUAGUAAAGAUGCAUGGUAUUACGAUGAACAAGAUAUGUUGGAUAUGGAUGCUUACGAAGAACCUGAUCCAGAUAGUGAUUAUGAUUACGAAGAAAGUUACAGUAGUAAAAGGAAAAGAAGAAAACACCGAGGUGGUGGUCAUCAUCCUGCCAGAAGUCAUCCACCAACCACAGAUAGUCCUGGGACCAAACGUACAAAGGGUGGGGGACGUGGCCGUAAGAAAACUAACUAUGAUGCUGUUGACUCCGAUAAGCCAUUCGUUUGUGACCUAUGCAGCGCACGGUAUAAAACCAGACCUGGUCUGGUCUACCAUUAUGGUCAUUCCCACUCUACUUCCUCUGGUGAUCCUGCUAAGGAACUAAGUCCCAGUCCUGCCGAAGUUGAACCUAGGAGCGUUGCAGACACCGCUGCUUCGAACCAGCCAGGUGGUACACGUCGGGGUCGACAGAACACUACUACCUCGAGUACCUCGAGUCCCUCUCCCGCAGCACCAGCUGCCCCUGCUGCGGGAGCCGCAACGCAGCCGCAACAACCAGCACAAUUACCACCAGCUCAGACGCCCAUCGCACCAACAUCGCCUACUAUACCACCACCUAAGGAAGAUCAUCUACCUGCAGUAUCAUCUCCUGGUGGUACCGCUGUACCUUCUCCUUCCUCAGUUAGACCCGAGGGUGGACCACCAACACCUGGACCUGCUGAGAAAAAGCCUGGAAAAUCCGCGCAACCCUCUCCCUACUGUGACUUUUGUUUGGGCGAUGCAAGAGAGAAUAAAAAAACUGGUGGAUCAGAGGAAUUGGUCUCUUGCAGUGAUUGCGGUCGCUCAGGGCAUCCAACAUGUUUGCAAUUCACUGCGAACAUGAUCGUUUCUGUUCGCAAGUACAGGUGGCAGUGUAUCGAAUGCAAAUGUUGCUCCAUAUGUGGCACUUCUGACAACGACGAUCAGCUGCUGUUCUGUGACGACUGUGAUCGUGGAUACCACAUGUAUUGUCUGUCUCCACCUCUCGCAUCUCCUCCUGAGGGCUCCUGGUCUUGCCGUCUGUGCAUAGCAGAAUUUCAUCGCCGUGAUUAAGUCUGAUAUCGUAGAUAAGUCACGCGGUUCUCUAUCUAUCGCUGUGUGGUGCGACUACGGUUGUCUUUGAAUUAGGAGAGUAUUCUUUAGACAUCCCCUCCUUAAUCGCCCAACUCAAUUGCCCCCAUCCUCACCGUAUCUCCACCCCGCAUCCUAAUUCCCCACCCUCGACUCGGCUCUAUUUCCAUAUGUAUAGUAUUAUCGUAGAUUUCAACGAUUUAUAUCAUCAACCAAGAAUUCUUAUCGAUUCUUAUCAAAACAACAAAAGAAGAGAGAUUUUAUUCCUAUACGAGAUGAUAUGUAUAUUGAAACAUUUGCCAUUCUUUUCUUUUCUUUUUCUCUUUCUUUUUUUUUUUUUUUUAAUUAUUUUUUGUUUGCCUUUUUUUUUUUUUUUUUUUUUUUAACUGUAUUCAUAAGAAAGAACGAUUAGAGAAAGAGAAUUUUAUACGUAGCUUCGCUGUUUAUUAGAAAUACAUCUCUCAGGCACUGGUGGAUCUCAGAAAGUUAAAAAUGUAAUAAAUGUAUUUAUGGUUUCUUUUUUUUUCUUUUCUUCUUUUUUUAUCUUUUUUUUUUUUUUUUUUUUUAAUAAGGUAGUUCUUACAAAUAGUUAUAUAAGCUUCUCUCAUAAAACAGACCAUGAAACAUAGGUCCUACGAGAAAACGGACAAAGAGAUUAAUUGUUUUAAGUGAAAUAAUAGGAGGGCGAUAUAUAUAUGUAUAUAUGUAUGUAUGUAUGUAUGUAUAUUUCUGUCCAAAUAUUUCAACUUAAAAUAAUACGUGAAAAUAUGACAAAUGUAUUUUUUUUAAUCGUUUUUAGAACUCGAACACAUAUAUAAUAGACUCUAUAUAUUGAAUGCUGUAACAAAAUGACAAGAAUUAGUUUUAAGUAAAAUGAUGAUUAAUAGAACGAUGCUCUCCUAGUUCUGGGUCAAUCUAUAUUUAGCCACUGACACUUAAUAUGUUUUGGUUGCUUUUACAAUUUUAAACGAAAUGAAACGAAACGAAACGAAACAAGAAAAAAAAAGAAGAACAAAUCAAGAUAAUGCUUAAAAAUUCAACAAAACUUUUUGGUGAUCUCAAAUUUUCAUACUAACUCUUAGCUCCUCGCUAUUAACUUGGAUUUAUAAAUCCAAGUAUCAUGGAAGAUGCAAAAGUAAAGUAAAGUAAAGCAAAGUAAUGGAAAAAAAAAAAAAAACAAUGAUAUUCUAGAAAGAAAAAAAAUAAAAUAAAAUAACACAAUACAUGAUAUUAUAAAUAUCUGUUUCGUAAAUAGUGAUAAAUAGGAACAUUCUCUGUUUAUCUGUACGUAUCAUGAUAUUCAAGCUUUUACACUUAUUGACAUAGCCAUUAGUAGCAGCAUAGCUAUGAGAUACAGACUUACGGUUCUGCAACAAAAAGAAAAAAGAAAAAAAAAGAUCGAAAAAGAAAAAAAAAUUAUAUUGUAUAUGCCCGUUUUUCUCCGUCAUUAUAUCUCAGUAUUUUUAUAUUUUAUAUCUUCAGUGUACUUAAUUUAAGAUACUGUGGUGAUAUUUGGUAUUCUCAACAGUAUGAAAAUACUUUUCUCUUCUUUCUUUUCUUUUCUCUUUCUAUCUCUUUCUUUUCUCUCUCUCUGUCUCUCUCUCUCUCUCUCUCUCUCUCUCUCUCUCUCUCUCUUUCUCUCUCUCUCUCUCUCUCUCUCUCUCUCUCUCUCUCUCUCUCUCUCUCUCUCUCUCUUUCUCUCUUUCUUUUUCUUUUUUUACUUCGUAAUGCUAUGGCAGCCUAAUCAUAUGGAAUUGUAUGUUAGCUACAUCACUAAAAUAUGAGCAAUCGAUAUUUCAGUUUUUUCUUAUUCAUUAAAGAUCAUAAAUUUACACUUUA
Messenger RNA from Vespula pensylvanica (western yellowjacket), 3433 nucleotides. It is a transcript of the gene d4, whose product is annotated as zinc finger protein DPF3. The record is from RefSeq and is a predicted model, not a curated record. Bases 74 to 1576 code for a protein of 500 amino acids. Lineage: Eukaryota; Metazoa; Arthropoda; Insecta; Hymenoptera; Vespidae. The transcript is spliced from 9 exons. Gene Ontology annotation, biological process: nervous system development. Gene Ontology annotation, cellular component: nBAF complex; nucleus.